Messenger RNA from Nicotiana tabacum (common tobacco), 1092 nucleotides. RefSeq names its product protein SOB FIVE-LIKE 5-like. The record is from RefSeq and is a predicted model, not a curated record. Gene Ontology annotation, biological process: cytokinin biosynthetic process. NCBI's taxonomy places the organism in Eukaryota, Viridiplantae, Streptophyta, Magnoliopsida, Solanales, Solanaceae.
CAGGUCUAGGAAUUUAAGCCUUCAUUCUCCCCUUUGGUCUUUUCCGAUCUCCACCUUUAUUUCUUUUAGCCUUUCCCCCUCAAAAUCCCAACACUACUUAAUAAAGUGACUACUCAUCACACUACAUCACAUAACACAUUACACUUUCUUUUCUCUAGCCAAAAACCAAAAAAGAAAAGACACCCCUUUUGAUUUUCUCGGUUUAGAGAGUGAACAUAAGAAAAAAAAAAUAUGGAUUAUGGAAUUUUUUCAGAUUCAGAAUGUAGUAGUGGAUGUGAAUCUGGUUGGACUUUAUACUUGGAAAAUUCUGUACUUCCUCCUAUUACUUCUUGCAAUGCCAAUAAAUUUUCACCUUUUUGUGAAGCUGAAAAGAGUGUAAAAACAGAACAAGAUGAAGAGGAAGAAGAAGAGGAGGAUUUGUCUAUGGUUUCUGAUGCAUCUUCUGGACCUCCACAUUUUAAUGAAGAAGAUCAAGAUUAUGGCCACAACAAUAAUGGCUUCAUUUUUCAUGCUCCCAUUAAUGCCACAUUGCCUAAAAACAACCCCAAAAGGCAAAAAGCAAAGGGAAAAAAACAGCAAACUUCUGCACUGGAUGAUACAGCUAGCUCUCCUUUUUUUGAUUUCUCAAAUAACAAUUUUACAAUCACCAAUGGCACAGCUUCAGUGGAUAAUGUAUUGGACUUUUCACAAGGUUAUUCUACAACUCAUUUUCAGAGGAGAUCUGCAUAUGCAUAUCAGGAGCAAUAUGAUUUCUUCCAAUCAUCUCUGUUACCUGGAAAUCAAAUACAAGAAAACCAGUGGUCCGAAGGGAAAAGGUGGGGAUAUUAGCAGCUAUCAGUUUUAGCACAUGUUGAUGAUGUCUGCAGCUACGAGAAUGUUUAGAAAGAGGGGAAGGAGUGAAAAAAAAUUGUUUAAGCAAAAGGAAUUGGAUAUCAAAAGGGAUCUUGUUCCUCUUCUUUUUCAUUUUUUUUAAAUUUUUUUGCUGUCAAUGCAGUGGGAAACAACUUGAAAGAAGAAGUUGGAAUUCCUAUUCCUCUAUCUUAGAAUUAAGUUUGUUGCAAAUGAAUAGUGAAAUAUUAGCUUUUGAACUCA